UCCGCGUGGAGGGGUUUGUAAUUGUCUGCACGAACACUGUCUACUUUACUUAGCAUUUUUAUGUAUGCCUGUCAAACCAUGGAAGGGUACCGAAUAGACACAUUUGAUUACCAAUACAGGUAAACGUUAAAAAAUCAAUACAGGUGUCUGAACACGUUUUGUCAUCCGGUGAUCGAACUUCUGGGGACUGGAACACGAUCAGUGAUCGAUAACGUCAUUUUAUUCAACUAGGUUGAAGUGGAAUUCCGUGCUCUAGAUGCGGUUUGUUUAUUCUGAUAUUCAGUUCCCCUCUGCGUGGAUAUACAGCUGUUGACGAACUGGGGAGAAAAUGAGAUUCGUAAACAUGAGGACCAUUUACAAAACGGAGAUCUAGCAGAAUAAUAUAGUAGCCAAAUCCAUGAUAAUUGAAUAACCUGAAUUCAGAAAUCCAAGAUGUCGAUAAUGGGAUCUUCUGUCCUCCAUUAUGAGGAUGAACUAAAGCGGCGCUUGGAAAAGCUAUCUCGGAUUUAUGACUUUUCAACAAUGAAGAUUUUUAUGACUGUGGAAUCUUUAGGGGAGGAUAGAGUUUGUGCCACCUACGAUCCCACCAGAAGGGACUGCUGGGAGUCUUUUCUAAACAGGAAAGAAGCUUGUCGCCUAGAUCUGAGCAAGCACGAAAAAAUUCGACUGAAAUAUCAGGAUUUUCUACACAGUGUAACACGUGAGGAACAGGGGAAAAAGUUCCACACCUCAAUGAUGUCUCUGUUCUACAGAAACGGUGCAGCGGAUGCUUUCGGUCAAGUAAAAGAAAUGGGAAGUGAUUCUCUUUCAGGAUUUUGCAAUCAUCUUAGUCGUCUGUUCGAGAAAAAGAUCUGUACUUGGUUCGAUGGAUUCGAAGCUGCAGCAGUGAAACUAACUGGUCACGUGAAGGUUUCUAAUUUUGUGCGCGUGCUCAGUGGCCAAGUGGAUGCUCUGUGUCAGCGAGAUGGAUGUAUGUGCGCCGUCGCAGUCAAAGUGACAGGAAUGGAUACUCUCAGACCCCUAGAUCUUGCAGAACUUGCUUUCUGUAAAACCCUUAUAGUGCAGAAUGGUCUAGCAGACCCCCAUUCACUGAAAAUGUGUGUGUUGUGUUUACAUUUAACUAGUGAGAAACCCAUUCUGCGGUUGUGGGAGUACACGCCCACGGAAGAAAUGGAUCAUUCAAUAGCAGAAGCAGACAUAGACAGCAUGAUAGAUUCUGGAAGACUGAGUCAGUAUCACGAGUUCUGGAGGAAGAAUGUUCACCUGCCACCAGCAGGCUACGUCAGCGACAAGUCGACCCAAUCCAUGUAUGGAUCUUCCAGAAGAUGAUGCUAUUCCAUGGAUCGUCCAUGUUAAGACUGUCGUAAUGUCAGCAUGAAACUUUGAUUUGAAAACACAAACGAGAAGAAUCAAUAUUACUAUUAAUAGAACACUUGAAUAGCGAUAUAAGUCACAUCUUAAUUAGAUUGGGUUUGUAAUAUUAUUAAUGACCAUGUCGAACAUGGUUCAGUUUAACUAUGAUCAUAAUGUUAUUUAUUUAUUAAGUUUUAGAUUUCUUUAUCAUUUUAUCAAGGACGACUAUCCUAAUUUCUUUCUUCCACAGAGAAAUUGCUCAUACUUUGUUAUAUGACAGAGUAACCUUUAAUAAGUUAAAUCGACAAAGAAAUCAAAAUGUUUUGGGAUGAAUUUUUGGGAGCGUGUCAAAAGUUAGUAAAAAGUGUUUUCAGUUUAAUAUAGACUUUUCUUUUCAAUAUUCUUGAACUUAUAUUAUAGAUUUCAAUGGAAUUUUAUAGGUUUAAUGAAAACAUAUCCCAAUUUACUUUAAAGUGUAACGGAAAAUGUCCAUGUACCUAGGAUGUUCUCACUGAAAAUAUAUCUAUUAAAACGUUCCAGACGUUACAAUUUAUUACAGGUGUACAACUCAAACAUGCAAUAAAAAUCAUAUCGAAUUUAGAAGUAAGAGUUGAGGGUCUUUCCGAUAUGACCUUAAAACGGAGUAGUAGCAGGCGAUGGACCGUUAAAGAAUCGAACCAUCACUGCUACGGCCCUGAGCAUUAAGCAUAAGUUUAAAUUUGUAGCACUUCACCUACAGGUGGCGACGUCUUAAUAAAAGUGAAAAAUGUUCGAAAGGAAUAAAAAAAAAAUUAAAAAAAAAACGACAAAAAAAAGAACAACAGUAUAAUAGGUUCCAAGUUGUAAACGAUUUAUUUUAACUAACUGCAAAAUAUAAAUGAAGGAAUAUACUUAUUUCUAUCUUUACAUUAUAAACACAAUCCCUCGCUAUGUAAAACCUAAUAAUAUUUUUUGAAGUUGGCAUCCGCAUUUUGAGGUCAUCCUCACUUGGCCACAGAGCUCAGAAUUCGAAUUAGGAACGUCGUCCUUAAGCUUUAUAUUCUGUAUGUGUGUGUUAAUAUUAUCCCCACUUUCCAAAUAUGGCAUUUUUUUUUUUUUUUAAAUUUAAACAAUAUUUUAUCAUUUAAAACAUGAUAAGGUUUAGACAACAGGUUAUAUACGUAUUUUCCUGUAAGAUACAUAUUGAUAUGAGAGAAAUUACAAUGUAUAUAAUAAAUGAAAAUAUUGUUUCAAUAUGUUUGAAGAAAAAUAUCAACAAGAAAAUAAAGACAGUUUAUGGAAUUUGAGUAAAUGCAAAAAUUUGA
Messenger RNA from Ostrea edulis (European flat oyster), 2657 nucleotides. RefSeq lists its product as uncharacterized. The record is from RefSeq and is a predicted model, not a curated record. The transcript has a single exon. Bases 433 to 1329 code for a protein of 298 amino acids. NCBI's taxonomy places the organism in Eukaryota, Metazoa, Mollusca, Bivalvia, Ostreida, Ostreidae.